UUUCGGCCGGCAUACGUUAUAACAAUAAAAGAUCCAGCCGGUGACAAGAAGCGGAUGACGGCGAAGUCUCGUCGCGUCAGAUAUCGCGAAUAUAUAAUCGACGUUUACUAUACCGCCCUCACAUUUCGAUUUUCGAAUUUAUGUCGCGAAGGCGUUGCGCCCGUCCCGGUUGAUGGUAUAAUCAUACGUGAUAAAUAAAUUAUUAUAAAUAGUGGCUGGUAUAGAUAUAAUACCAACCACAAUCCGUGUAUCGGUGGACAGUUAUUAAUUUAAAGGCUGCACGUGGGAAUUCUUGGAACAUGGAGUAUAAAUCAUCGAUGACUUAUAACCUAGAUCUCUCACCGAACUACUCAUACGUUUUCGACUUCGAAAAUCAUUUUAUACCUCUGAGUUACCGAAAAUGGAUGAUUGAGAAUUGGACAAACGCGUUCUACUAUGUCGGAAUUUACAUGGCGUUCAUUUUUGGAGGUCAAUAUUACAUGCAGAAUCGACCGAGGUUUGAACUUCGACGCACGUUAAUAGUAUGGAACACCGGGCUGGCGUUGUUCAGCAUAAUGGGGGCGUGCCGGACCUUCCCAGAGUUCUUUCAUGCACUCAAGAAUCAUGGGUUGUACCACUCUAUUUGUGUACCAAGCUUCAUCGAGCAAGACAAAGUCUCCGGUUUUUGGACGACGAUGUUCGUCCUCUCAAAAGUACCAGAACUCGGUGACACAGUCUUCAUUGUGCUGAGGAAGAAGCCCUUGAUCUUCCUCCACUGGUACCACCACAUUACAGUCCUGCUGUACACAUGGUACUCCUUCACCGAGUUCACCUCAUCCGCCCGUUGGUUCGUCACUAUGAACUAUUGUGUUCACAGCGUGAUGUACUCCUACUACGCGUUAGUAAGUAUGGGCAAGUACCCGCCGAAAUUCUUCGCGAUGACCAUCACCUUCCUCCAGCUGACACAGAUGAUAGUCGGCUGCGCUAUCAACAUCUGGGCCCACAAUUACAUGGCCACAGCUCCGACGAAUCCCUGUGGGAUCAGUCAAAUCAACAUCAAACUAUCUAUGGCCAUGUAUUUCUCGUACUUCGUGCUGUUCGCCAGGUUCUUCUACAAGGCCUACCUUUCGCCCAAACCGGGGAAGAAAGCAAAGAUCGAGCCGGAAAUCACGGCGCCACCCAAGAAGGAGUUCAAUGGAUACCCCAGACAAAGAAAUGGUGUUGUGCACUAGUCCAAUCUGUGAUUUUAAUUAGGUCGAGCCGUCGGGUAAUCUCAGGUUUUUAUCGCUAUAGCCUAAACACGUUCUCUGUAUUGCCAAAUUUUUCUAGACAUAUUCACCCGCUUGGUCAACGUCACAUAAAGGUGGAAGGUAAAGGAAAAUGACUUUUUAAAACUCAACGAUUUAAAAUCAAAAGUUUUAGAGAAUUUACGUAAGGUCAAAGAUCGAUUAUCGAUUGCAAUUAUUAAAUGAAUGAUAUAACCCGCGUUCUAAUUUUAAAUAACCAAAAAUAAUUAGUUGGAAAUAAAAAGAAAAAACAAUACACACAUAACAUUCAUUGUUAGCGACAUCUAAUGUUUUUGAUUGAAUAAUUAAAGCGAAAUGGAUGAUUCUUUGCUUCACGACGGAUAGAGAUGACAGCAAUCUUAAUCGCAUUUGACCUCGGAGUAGACUUAUCGUGUUUUCUGCACGUUUUCACUUUAUCGUUAACAUACGUUAUGACAUAAAUCACUAUCCGGGUUUAAUGUUCUAUAAUAUUGUCUUAACAAUUGAGAACAUUUUAGGUAUUGUUUAUACAUAGAUUAAAAAUCUAUCAUAUGCUGUGGUAGAUCUUAACUAGAAUAAUAUAAAAAAUUAAGUAGUUCCUUAGGUAGAACUUUGUAGUCUGUGGCAGUAGACAAAGCGGGUAAAUGUGAUUUAAGUGUUAGUCUGUCCUAUAAAAAACCUAGCCCAUUUCAUCACGUGCCAAACCAACCUAUAGCACUAUCUUACAGCCAUUAAGGAAUUUUAUUAAUCAAAGUUACCAUUUCCUUUGAUAAAAACCUGAAAUUAUCUGAAAUCGGCGUCAGGUUAGGAUGACCGCCAUUACAUUCCACGCUACAUUUUUCGCGGGGUCGAACAAAUUAGUACGUUUCAAAAUGGCGGCGUCUUUAAGAAUCUGGUCAGAGACGUCAAAAACAUUAAACCCGGUUCUCUGACCAAGUUAUGAACGCUUGUAAUACAUUUUAACGCCAACGUCCUUGUUUCCAAUAACUAUUAGACGGGCAGUUAAAACGGGAAUAAAGCAAAAUCUAAAUGUUACGAUUAACGACUCGUUUUUUGUAACAUUACUUUUUGCGAGUAGAUAUAGACUAGACUAGAUUCGGAUUAGGACGGUGAUAUACAAAUUCAAUUUCAAUGCAAUUUUUUUUGUAUCGGCUUUGCGAAGCGUUCAAGUUGUUAUCAUAUUUAUUGAGUGAUUUUUUUAAUUUAUUUGUAUCGCAUGUAUAGGGUAUAAUUUGCUUCGCCAUAAAUCGUCUUAAAAUCAUUUGCAAUCGGAAGCAUUUAAUAAUAUAAAGCAAUGUGAAUUUUAAAGGUCUAUAUGCAAAACGUGUCAACCGUCUCAACUUGACAGGUGUCAAAGUCAUUGCCAGUUUGACAGAUUUGAGAUUUCGCGUUGAUUCGCGUUUCCUACCACAGAUAUUGGACCUAAUCGAAAAAAUCGACAGUUCCAACGUAAUUAAUGUUUUGCAUUAACUUGUGUUAGAGAUUAUAAGGCGAAUAUUUAGACGAGAGGCGAUUUCGUUAAUAAUUUAUUAUGCUUGUAUAACAGGCAUUUCAGGUAGCGGAAAUAAUCGGAGUUCUUAAAUGUAUUUUAUUGCAUGGCAAUAAGGUUUAAAUUUAAUUGCAAAAGGGACUUUUGUCUAAUACCGCUUGUCAAGGUACAAAUUUUUGACCUUCUAUAGUUUGAUUGGAGAUGAAUGUAUAAAGAAAUGGCUCGUGGUUUGCUUUAACCAAACGUUGUACAAAGCUUAGUUUUAGCGUUAUAAACAAUUUUUUCCAGUUAAAAGUCGAAAUAGAAAAUUUAGAAUAUAGAAAAUUUUCCGUAAUCUAUAUGAAAUGUUUAUUUUAAAAAAGGUUAAAAGGAAUAUUCCUAGAAAAAUCGUAGGAGAGUUUUUCUUCAUGGUAAAGAUAAGGAUGGUAUAUGGCAAUACAAAUAUAAGCGUGUGUGAUUAACCAAACAUACUUCAUAGAUUUCAUGUGUCAAGGACGGGUUUCAUCUUAACAAUAUUUUCGUAGUUUUUAGUUAACCUCACGAGUACACAAUGCCAUAGAGAAACAAAAGUAUAAUUUUAAAGCAUUUACAAAUUUUACAAAUUUGUAGUUAAUAAUCUUGAGAUUUUGUGAUUGUUCCGAUCUGGUAUAACACUUGAUACUUUGCUUCAUAUAUUUCUAUGAAAAAUAAUAUUAGUAAAACCGAUUUCCAAUUCUCAUUCUCAAGGGACUUCAAUGUCUAAACGAUGGAUACAGAUUACAGAAUUUGUAGUUCUGUCGCGCAUUAUAUGACGUACGACAUUUUUAUACAUUUGACAGUGACGUAGAGUUGUCAAACUCUUUAAGGUAAAGUUAUCAAGUUGUAGAGUAGAUCGGUAGAGUCAACACUGCAUAGUUUAGUUAGAAGAUAGCCUCCUUAAGGACUUUGCUUAGUGUAAAAUUUAUACACUUGCAAUGUAUCACUUAAAUGGUUUUGAUUAAUAGGAAAUUAUUAAAAACUGCUUUUUACCCUAAUAUUUUAUUUAUUAUAAAACUAUCUAAGACACUUAGCAUGAACCAGCGAUAGUUCUAGGCAUUAGCAUCAAACGAUGCAUAUUUACAAAUUGUACUAAAAAAAUAGUUGGUGCUUCCGAUUUAGUUCCAACUAAGCUCUUCAACAAUUCUUAACGUUUUGUGAUUAUAUUAUUUUGUAUGAAAAUUCAAAGAUAUCGUAGUGUUUGUGCUAAGGGUCCAGAUAUAAUUUAAAUAUAUAAAUUUACAAUUUGUAUGGCGUCAAGCGAGGAGAACAAAUUACACCAAUUCGGUUCGAACACUGAAUUGAAAAUACCAGUGGUGCACUUCGACCGGUUAAAGUUGAGCUAUGAUUGUCUGUCUUGCUUAUUUCCAUAUAUAAUAAGCAGGAUGGCAAUGCUUACACAUCUGCCAGUAUAUUUCUGAACUGUUAUUUAUUAUUGUUAUCUUUUAUACGCUUUGUAAAACAGUUUACAUAGAUUUUCGUUUAUUUUAUUUCCCUGCACAAUAUAAAAUUAUAGUUUUCGGUGAUAGUAGGUAUUACAAGGUUUUUGCGGGAAUUGUGCUAUUUUUAUUUUGUACUUUUAUUGUUUUUAUAAGGCGAAUGUUCCACGGCACUUGAAGAAUUUGGUGCUUGUCACUUUUUAGAUAUAGAAGCUUUAUGAAGUUUUAAAAGGUUUUCCCAAAUUGUAAAUAUUCCAGAACAUAUUUUUAAUCUUAAGCUGAUACUAUAAUCAUGUAAAUGCAAACUGUUGAGUAUAGUAGAGUAAUUAACUGAAGCUUCCCUGUUAAAGAGAGUUACCAUAGACAAUGUUUUGUAUAAAAUCCACGUUUUGCAUUUUGUUAACCAUAAAACGCCUUUAUACAUUAAUAUUUAUUUAAAAAAUAUGCUGAAGAUACACAAUAUGUAGAACAAAUUAUGAAUGUAUCAUGGUUGUGAGUGUAAGAAAAUAAAUGUAGCAUUUAACAGUUUCUUAGACUAGUAAAAGAUUGAUGACGAGUUGAAAAUAUUGUAAAAUCAAAUGUUUUAACUUUAUGAUUACAUACAUACAUAUUGUGUUUCGUAAGCAUUUCGCAUUUAUAUAGUUGCAUUUACAUGAAAUGGUUAAGCCUAGCUCGUAGCUAGAACAAAUUAACAAUUAUCACAGUACAUAAUUGAGAAUAUAUUUUUGUGGGAUGUUUUGUGGUCAAAAAUAAAAGCCGACUGUAUUAUCACAAUAAGUAUGUUUAAUAUAAAUGGAUUGGAAACAGACAACAUGCAAUUAUUAAUUUGUAUUUUGUGGGCAAAUAAAGCGUUAAUGCGUCAUA
Messenger RNA from Pieris napi, 5051 nucleotides. It is a transcript of the gene Baldspot, whose product is annotated as elongation of very long chain fatty acids protein 6. Lineage: Eukaryota; Metazoa; Arthropoda; Insecta; Lepidoptera; Pieridae. The record is from RefSeq and is a predicted model, not a curated record. Gene Ontology annotation, cellular component: endoplasmic reticulum membrane. The coding region runs from base 300 to 1211 and encodes 303 amino acids. Gene Ontology annotation, biological process: fatty acid elongation, saturated fatty acid; very long-chain fatty acid biosynthetic process; fatty acid elongation, monounsaturated fatty acid. Gene Ontology annotation, molecular function: fatty acid elongase activity. The transcript is spliced from 4 exons.